This is a messenger RNA of Marchantia polymorpha subsp. ruderalis, 2661 nucleotides long. Lineage: Eukaryota; Viridiplantae; Streptophyta; Marchantiopsida; Marchantiales; Marchantiaceae. The record is from the annotation of a GenBank genome assembly.
AAAACAUUUCUCUGCUAAGGGAGAGAGGGAAGGAGAAGUAUUGUCGUCUACCUUCCCUUCUCUUCUAUUUCUGCUUCAGAUCGAGCAUUAUAAAGUUGUACUGAGCUGAUCUGAAUGGCAAUCCGGCUCCGUAUUAUAGAUGAGGACGCCGUACACUCUCAGCACCAUAAUUUCCCUGCCGUACGCUGAGGUUUUGAUACAAGAGAUUUCUGUAAUUGGGCGUUAGAUUUGUUAGAGGCCUUAAUCAUAACUUACCAGGUGCCUUGAACCUUCUGCUUCUGCUAUACGUUCGAGUCCACCACCAUACAUUCCACUGACGCACGCAGCAGCAGCAGUAGCUGCAGGAGGGAGCAGGCCGCACUUCGGACAUAUCGCCGGAGUACGCGAUGUUGAGUCACAUAGUGCCUCCUUUUCCAAGCCAUUGACAGAUCUUCGAAGAAGGGGAGGAGCCGCGGAGAGGGCGAGUGGCAGCUGCAGUCGAGUUCAGCUGGGACUGCCACUGUAGGCGAGUAGAAGAAGGAGGGAAGUGCGGGAGUGUGCGUAGAAUGAUGAGCAAUCGAUGAGAGUCAAGAGGCCGAUCGAUCGGAAGGAUAUAUAGAGAAGGAGACACGAAUCUGACGGGCGGGGAGAAGUGUCAGACCAGAGUGAGAGAGAGGGGGAGAAAGAGAGAGAGAGAGAGCGAGCCAGCGAGGGGUCGGGACGAAGAAGAAGACUACGAGACAUUGCAGGUCAUUGAGGCGCGAGAGAGGCCAGGAGAGGGGAGAGGCUCAGGACUGAAAGCAGUACCAGCAAAAGCAGAAGACGGAGAAGAAGUCAGCGCAGCCAAAAGUGGAGGGAGCUCAACACUGUGAAAUCAAUUUGCAGCCCUCUCAAGCUCACCCACGAGGAACGCAACCAGAACUGAGGUAGUGCACAUUGCGUUGAACACACAACGACCAAUCGAUCCUUCGACCGUCGUCUCUCUCCACCCUGCCCACCAUCUUCCUCUCCCUCUCGUCUUCCCUCCCUUUCUCUCUUUCUCCAUCCCUCCUACCUGUGUUUCCACGAGCAGCAGGUUUCCGAAGCACUCCCCGACCGAACCUCGUGCAAACAGCGAUGCACAGGCAUUAGGGGUCGGCAGCCAUCGCCCGGAAGAGCACAUCAUCCGAAAGAACAGAGCGGUGGGAGAGCUCGGAGCUGACUAGGAUUUGAGGAGCUGAGGCGAGGCACGAUGGUGUCUGCGGGAGCGUCGUUGUGGAGUCUGCUGUUGCAGCUGUACUCGUGGUCGGGACCCGUACUGAUGCUGGUGUAUCCGCUGUAUGAGUCCAUACGGGCUAUCGAGAGCCCGGGCAAGGAAGACGACGCGCAGUGGCUCACGUACUGGGUCAUCUUUUACUCGUUUGUGGAGCUGGGAUUCGACAGGCUGCUGUCGUGGAUUCCGCUCUGGUACAUGGUGAAGCUCAUUGCCGUCGCGUGGCUGGUGUUGCCUCCGUUCCGGGGCGCUGCCUACAUCUACGACACUUACGUGAAGAAGUACGCGGGCACGUUCACGGUGAAGAUCGAGAGGAAAUUGAAUGCGGAGCAGCGGAGCAUUAUUGCGCAGAUGAGCCCCGGGGCUCGCAACAAUGUCGCGCACUUCAUCAACGAGAACGGGACAGAUGCCUUCGACAGGAUCGUUCGAUCGGCUGUGCACGAUUUCCAUAAGGGGAAGUCGCCGAAUGGAGAGUCGGGGCGACGAUGGUUGAGCUCGGAUAGGUUCCUACGGUCUCCCGACUCGUCGCACGAGAAGGGAGAGAAGAAGCACCGAUGGUUCAACCAUAUCCACCAUUCCGACGAGUAUCACUCGGAGCGCAAGCAAGGCGGCUGGUCGCCUGAAUCCGACCACAAGCAUCACAACUGGGGUUGGUCGCAUCAUUUCGAUGGAGGUAUGUGAGUUCGCGACUUGGCCACUAAAUGUUCUGAACGCAAGAUCUGCGCAUUCUACGAGCGAUGGCGAUCAACGACGCGGUGUAUAAACGUGCCUUCGGCAAGACGAGACGAGACGUGCAAAAUGGAAUAGAGAUGGAGUGAGUCUGCGCAUACGAACGAACGAGCAUACGCAUUUUGGAAGGAUUGUAAAUGAAGUACCGGAAGAACAUUAGUAGCCGAAGCGUAUGGAUCGAAGCUUACCGUGGCUGACGCAUUUCGGGAGUACUGCGCACGGUAUUAUCUGAUGAGUUUUAGCAAAGUUCUCACAUGUUCUAUCUGAUGGGUAGUCCCAUCCUUUUUGCUAUAUAACUUGGUCCUCCAGUUCCCACAUGUAGAAUGUUCUACUCUUUUUAAACUUUUUUCCCCGGCGAGUAAAGAUCACAUGGGCUCGACUGUUUGGUCCCAUAACCGGCUUGCAGAGGACUGCCUACGCACUCCUCUUCAUUGUCUAAACCAAGCUUCAAACAAAACUCCGAGCUUCAAACAUUAAAAGUUACAUCAUCGUUUGUGCGGUUCAACUCGAUCCACUUGCGAAGAACAGCUUCAUGCUCAUUAAUUUCGUGUGUGCAGUGCAUUGUAGUCAGUGACGUCCAAAGAGCCACCAGCAAAUACUGUGUCAGUAGUGUGACGAAUGUGAGUGAAACCUUCUUCGAUACUUUGAGAAGUUGCUUUGUAAUAUAAUUUUGAAGUAACAAAUUACUUGGACUUGUUGUG